Messenger RNA from Saimiri boliviensis boliviensis (Bolivian squirrel monkey), 2288 nucleotides. It is a transcript of the gene TUBD1, whose product is annotated as tubulin delta 1. The record is from RefSeq and is a predicted model, not a curated record. Gene Ontology annotation, cellular component: microtubule. Gene Ontology annotation, molecular function: GTP binding; structural constituent of cytoskeleton. Gene Ontology annotation, biological process: microtubule-based process. Lineage: Eukaryota; Metazoa; Chordata; Mammalia; Primates; Cebidae.
GCGCAUUGUCGGCUAAAGCGUUCGGUGAACAGUGAGCAUGCGUACCACAGCUGAAGUUCGUAAAUUGAAUUUGAACAUGCGUAAUUAAUCUUUCUGAAUAGGAAAAAAAAUAAUAAAAUACACAACAAAACUCUCCUUUUAUGGAACAUGCGCAUUAGUUCUCAAUAGCUUUUUCGUGUUGAAAGUGAGCAUGCGCAUGGUGAAUAGGUUGGUCUGAAAUUUCAGCAGGAUAGAAGCGUCUGGUCGGCGUUUGGUGGUUCUUCACUUUUUUGAGAUAAAACAUCUAGUUUGUGGUUCAGCAUGUCAAUUGUAACAGUGCAGCUUGGUCAGUGUGGCAAUCAAAUUGGUUUUGAAGUUUUUGAUGCUUUGCUUAGGGACUCACACAGUUCCCAGGGACUCUGCUCUAAGAGAGAAAAUGAGGCAUAUCAAACAUCUUGCAAAGAAAGAUUCUUCAGUGAGGAGGAGAAUGGAGUUCCAAUUGCCCGGGCUGUUCUUGUUGACAUGGAACCCAAAGUUAUCAAUCAAACGCUGUCAAAGGCUGCCCAGUCUGGCCAGUGGAAAUAUGGUCAACAUGCAUGCUUCUGUCAAAAACAAGGUUCUGGAAACAACUGGGCAUAUGGUUACUCUGUUCAUGGACCCAGGCAUGAAGAAUCUAUAAUGAACCUAAUCCGGAAGGAAGUGGAGAAAUGUGACUCUUUCAGUGGUUUUUUCAUCAUAAUGAGCAUGGCUGGGGGCACAGGAUCAGGAUUAGGAGCUUUCGUUACACAGAAUUUACAAGAUCAGUAUCCAAACUCAUUGAAAAUGAAUCAGAUUAUUUGGCCUUAUGGAACUGGUGAGGUUAUUGUUCAGAACUACAACUCUAUUUUGACACUUUCUCACUUGUACCGAUCUUCAGAUGCCCUCCUUGUUCAUGAGAAUGAUGCCGUCCAUAAGAUCUGUGCAAAACUGAUGAAUAUCAAGCAGAUCUCCUUUAGCGACAUCAAUCAAGUCCUGGCACAUCAGCUGGGAAGUGUGUUCCAGCCUACUUAUUCUGCAGAAAGCUCAUUUCACUACAGACAAAAUCCACUAGGAGACUUAAUGGAGCAUUUAGUUCCCCAUCCUGAAUUCAAGAUGCUGAGUGUUCGUAACAUUCCUCACAUGUCUGAGAACUCACUGGCAUAUAGCACAUUUACAUGGGCUGGCCUCCUCAAGCACUUGAGACAGAUGCUCAUUUCUAAUGCAAAGAUGGAAGAAGGAAUUGAUUGGCAAGUACGGCCUCCUUUAUCAGGACUUCCUCCUCUUGGUAAAAUGUCUCUCAGCAAAGACCUGCAUUUUAACACUUCCAUUGCUAACUUGGUCAUUCUUCGUGGGAAAGACGUGCAAAGUGCAGAUGUGGAGGGAUUUAAAGAUCCAGCUCUCUACACUUCCUGGUUAGAGCCUGUUAAUGCUUUCAACGUGUGGAAAACCCAGCGGGCCUUUAGCAAGUAUGAGAAGUCUGCAGUGUUGGUCAGCAAUAGCCAGUUCUUAGUAAAACCACUUGAUACGAUUGUGAAGAAGGCAUGGAACAUGUUUGCUUCAAAAGCCUACAUUCAUCAGUACACAAAAUUUGGAAUCGAAGAAGAGGACUUUUUAGACGGUUUCACGUUGUUAGAGCAGGUUAUUGCCAGUUACUGUAACCUCUGAUCUGGAACAAUGGGAAAAGUACCUUAAGGCAUUUUCGGACUACAAUAUUUUCAGUACUAUUUUCUCUGUAAAGCUUUCAAAGUUCCAUUCUGUUAAAGUAACCAGGUAGAAUGCUGAGUCUAUUCUGUAUGCGAUGCGCACAGAAAAGGAAGACAACUUUUUAAAUGGAGAAUAGCAUGUUUUCAAUGAAAACAUCCACUUGGUAUUUCAUUUGUAAGAAAAAAAUGGUUCUUUAUUCUUUUCUUUUUCUUUUUUUACACUCCAUUGUAUAUACUAGCAUGAAAAAUGGUGCUUUAUUAAAGAAUUUUGGGAAAACACUUUGCUGAGAUGUUGGGACUCUGGAACUAGCCAAGAAAAUAAAAUAUUCUGUUUGUCUACAUGUUCCUAAAUCUUGCCUCUUUACACCAAAAAUAACUCAUAAAACCUGAACCAAACUGUCACAGCAUCAUUUCAAGCUAAGGAAUUAUAAUUCUGUACUUAAUAUAUUCAUGCUUGAAUGAAUGCUUUGAGCCACAAGAGGGAGAUGUUGUCAAAUCCUACAGUGUGACCAUGUAUUCUGAAUAUUCUGUAACAGGGCAAGAGUUUCUACUCUAAGCAGCUAUUUAAAAAUCAGUGUGAAGGGACCG